Messenger RNA from Metarhizium acridum CQMa 102, 288 nucleotides. The record is from RefSeq and is a predicted model, not a curated record. NCBI's taxonomy places the organism in Eukaryota, Fungi, Ascomycota, Sordariomycetes, Hypocreales, Clavicipitaceae.
AUGAAAUCCUCCCAUUUUCUCCCUUUCAUAGCGGCUCUUGCAGCGUCGGUCACGGCGUCUCCUAUCCAGGAAGCCGCAGAUGAACAGAUCUCGCCCCGCGGGUCACCCGCUAGCGCCUGCUUCCCAUUUGCUGAUCCUCAUUGCCACGUACCUACGGUUUGCCAAUGUGCUAAUGGAUGGAUCUAUGAGUACAACCGGGACAACUAUAAUGCUGGUGGCAAUGGCUGCGAUCCCCCUUGGAGAUUUAUAGGCAAGAAAACGAGCCAGCACCCGAAAUUCCGUUGCUGA